AUGCCUUACAUUGUCGGUCUCAACAGCGGUUCGUCAUUUGACGGCGUGGACGCUGUUCUCUGUUCCAUCGAUAUUGCUGAAGAUGGCCAUCCCAGCCGCCCCAAGUUCAUUGAUGCCCUCACAGUAGACUGGCCCGAGGAGCUGCAACCGCUGAUCAUGAAGGCAUUUGAGAACGAGCUCACUAUAUUUGAAAUGACACGCGUCAACUACGCCGCCGGUGCCGUUUAUGCCGAAGCUACGAAUGCCCUGCUCGCCAAAGCUGGUAUCAAGCCCGAAGAGGUUGAUGUACUAGGGUACGACGGUCAAACUGUCUACCAAGAGCCUCCCGAGCGUCAAAAGAUUGCCGAAUACGCUGCUAGCGGUAGCAAGAGCCUGGUCGACCUUUGGCUAAAAGGUGGUUAUCCAUGUGGCUAUUUCAUAGUUGAAUCAGGAGUUGUCGCUGCUCUCACCAAUAUCACUACCGUUACACAAUUCCGUCCCGUUGACCAUGCACUUUGCGGCUCUGGAGCCCCUCUCAUGCAGUAUCUCGAUUUUGUCUCCUUCCGCAACGACGGUCCAACGGUGACACUCAAUAUCGGCGGGAUUGCAAAUCUCCAAUUAGCCGAUAUCGAUCGCAGCAAGAUGAUGGCAUUCGACACCGGCCCAGGUAACGUCAUGCUAGACCAUGUCAUCAAAGUACGCACAGGCCGCACAUACGACAAGGACGGCGAAAUGGCCGCCAAAGGUACCGUUAUCCAGCCCUUGCUCGAGGAGAUGCAAAAACACGAAUUCUUCCUCCGCAAACCACCCCGUUCAGCAUGGAGACUCGAUUUCGGAUCCAAGUACGCCGACGACAUCCUCAAACGCUAUGCCUCCUCCUCUACCGAAGACCUCCUCGCCACCUUUUCAAUGUUCACUGCAACCUCAAUUGAGCGAGCGCUCGUCGAUUUCAUCCUUCCACGAACCAAAGUCACAAAGGUCGUCGCCAGUGGCGGUGGCACCAGAAAUAAUACGCUCAUGCGAUUUUUGACCGAGCGUAUGGAAGCACAUGGACUCAAGACCUGUGUCAGCGACGAGUUCGGCCUUCCUGCCGCAUACAAAGAAGCCAUUAAAUUCGCUACUCUGGCUUUUGCUACAAAGAGUAAUCUUGCAAACAAUAUUCCUGCUGCUAGCGGUGCGUCGUCUUUUGCUGUGCUUGGAAAGUUGACGUUUGCGCCUAGAGUUGCUCGGGGAACUGGGCCUGUUCAGGGUAAGUGA
Molecule: messenger RNA, 1236 nt
Organism: Talaromyces amestolkiae
Lineage: Eukaryota; Fungi; Ascomycota; Eurotiomycetes; Eurotiales; Trichocomaceae
Exons: 1
Coding region: 1-1236 (411 amino acids)
Biological process (GO): peptidoglycan turnover; amino sugar metabolic process
Molecular function (GO): ATP binding; phosphotransferase activity, alcohol group as acceptor
Source: RefSeq, a predicted model, not a curated record